Messenger RNA from Linepithema humile (Argentine ant), 11553 nucleotides. The record is from RefSeq and is a predicted model, not a curated record. Lineage: Eukaryota; Metazoa; Arthropoda; Insecta; Hymenoptera; Formicidae.
AUAGAAUUUUUACAGUAAUUAGAAAUAAAUAGCACAAACAUAUAAAUAGGUUACAAUUUAAUUCAUGUCAAUCAAGAUGAUAGAAAAGACAAUUGUAGGCAUAGAUGCAUUACAAUACAGAGAAAAUAAUAAAUGCUGUCGCAAAGUGUACACAACUACAACAUAAUUUUCAUGCAACCCUUCUUCAGAUUGCUUUCGAAAGAUCAAAAGUAGCGAAAAGAAAAGAUAUUGAUGUUAUUUAAAAAAAUUACUUCAAUAGCUCCUGAUUUUGUAAAAGUGGCAGGUAUCACUUGUUUCUAAGGUAUAUCUUACCGAUACGAUAGAUCACAUCGAUCUUUAAAAUUGGCGUGAAAUCCAGUCUCUAAAAGACAUGAAUCUAGCGAUCACAUCGGCACUGUUUGUCGAGAGAGAUGAGGGAUUUCUCGCGAGCUCGCUUCCAAGCGUCGAGUCGCUAACAGCCAUAUUCGCGAUCAAGGCGCCACGGAAAUGAGCGGUCAGCUUCAAAGGCUCCGAGUAGCGACGUGACUUUAGUCACUUGAUGUCUUCACGUCGUCUGGCCAAUCGCGAAGCGUUCGCGAGUCACGUGACCCAGUCGACCAAUGGUCGGCGCGUUCUAGACUCACGGCCAUUGUCGCCGAGUCUCUGACAAGCGUAGAAAAACUGAUCAACACCGCCGCCAUUUUACGUUAGCCAACGUUAGCCGAUAGUGCGGUACGGACGACGUCGUGAUCGCUUUUCUCGAGCGAAAUUCUGUGGCGAACGCGGUGGCCGCCCCAGUACUGAUACGCGCGAUCGUGUUCGCUUGCUCGCGUCCUCGAAUCGCGUGCGAAUGCACAGGGAUGAGCGUCUAUUCCCGCUGAUCGUUUGCGCGCCCGUGUGUCGCAGUGUGCCGAGGCGAGAAGAGGAGAAGAAGAUGGUGCCACAGGGCCUCGGGAGCGACAUCGUCGCCGUGAGCUAGCGCCGUGCGCGCAGCCAGUCGUUUGACGAGUCGUCGUCGUGAGUGCACGUAUUACCGCGAGAGUACAUAUACGAUCGUGUUUUACGAAAGUGGACACACAAAACGCGAGAGAGCGGGAGCAGCCGCGACGAAAAAUUCGGAGCGUGUGUUGUAUGUGCGAGAGAGUUAAAUCGAAUCGAAACGAGACGAGUCGCGAGUCGAAUAAUCCGCGCGUCGCGCGCUUAUUCAUCUUUUGACGAUAGAGCGGUAAGGUAGCGAGCAGUCUUUGACGUCGUCGUCGUCGUCGUCGUCAUCAUCAUUGUGAUCGUCGUCGUCGUCGUCGUCACCGUUGUCGCCGUUCUCCAUUUCUUACGCGGUGAUCUGCCGUCCCGUCCCGCCGGCGACGCGGCGCGACAACCGUCCCGUCGUUGUUCGCCGGAGAGAGAGCGCGGACAUUUCUCGCCGUCGUCGUCGUCGCCGCCACCGCCGUCGUCGCCGUCGUGUGUUCGCGCGUGUGUUUCUGCCUGCCUGCGUGCGCGCGGGCUUCGGCGCCGGGGUUCGACGUACCCCACAACUCUUACGAUGCCCAAUGGUUGACCGUGCACCGCAGUAUGCUACACGGGGACGCUUUACGCGCCGCGGUUCUCAUUGUUAUUGUUAUGCCCGCGAGUACGAUUGUGAUACGGCGAAUUUGUUACGCGGUUUGACCGGCGGCAAGGAAGAGGCAGUGGUAGCGGUAUCGGCGAUCACGGUAAAAUCAACAACGGCAGCGACGGUGACAGUUGCAGGGCCUAUGCCGAUGAGGACGGCGACAGUGGUCUUCUAGUGAGAACGAGCGAGUUACCUGCCACGCAGUGCCGUUGCUCUACGUUCGCACGGCGUACGCCGCGUAUGUUCGCGCGCUGGUGGGUCGAGUGAGAUCGGCAACGGGCCAACGGGAAGGAAGAGGUUAGGUUAUUACGGAAGGAAGAUAACAGCCCCGCGGAGGAGCCAUGGCCGACCACCUGGUGGACGGCCCUCCGCCGAAGCGGCCGAAACUCGAUCCGUUUCAGGGGCCAUCAGACUCGACGGUGGGUAUGGCGCCUUUAAUGAUGCACCAUGCUUAUACGAACUACGGGGGAGGUGGCAGUAACAUUCAACAAAUACAGGGUCCACCGCAGCAGCUACAUCUGCAACAGCAUCAGAUGCAACAGUGGAACAACUCGCUCCAAAAACGAAAUUACAUAACAAACCCAGACACAAUGUUUGAUAUUGAAAAUGAUCUUCCUGAUGACUUGCUGUCGUCUGGAUCUUGGGGUUCCGCGACCGAGAGUACCAAGCCACCGGCAACCGGUCCAGGUCCAGGGCAGCAAAACGGUGCUCUCGACUCGGAACUCAGGCAACAUGUACAGCAACAACAACUCUCUCAUCAUCUCAUUCAGCAGCAGGGCAACAAAAACUUGGUGGCGAAUUCCUUGGUAAUGGCUGCCGGAACAUUGGGGAACAAAAGUCCGAAUAUGCAAUCUCCGCCGAAUGUUUCCGUCUCCAAAGGGGUGGUCGAUCCGCAGAUGGUCGUGAGUCUCGGUAAUCUGCCGAGCAGUAUAGCUAGUUCGUUGGCGAACAAUCAAAUGUCUAUCGCGAAUUCGAUGGGCAGUUUGCAAUCAUCCAUGAGCAUGGCCGGAAGUAACCCCGCGAUGUCCAUGCCGGGCGGCAUGAAUUCCGGCUUAGUGAUGACUAGUACUGCCAGCGGGAACAAUAAUAUGGGCGGCAUGGCUGGGGGAAGCUUAAUAGUAACCAACAGUUUGAACAAACAACCUUUAAAUACAGUAACCAUGAUGGGCCCUAAUACUCAAGCGAUACAUCAUCCUAGCGGACCUCAGGGGGUCACGCAAAUGCAAAAUGGUCCCGGGAUGAUGAACACGAGGGCUGUGGCGAUGCAGCAGCAACAACAGGCGCAUAUGGUCGGCCCGGCGAGAGGGCAGAGUCCUCAUCAACAAGUCCAUCAAGUUGGCAUUGUCGGGCCGAAUCAAGGCCCGCGAAUGCAGGGUCCACCUAAUAUGGCGAAUAUGCCAAACAUGGGGCAAAUAGGUGCAUCGAGUCCGUACGGAUAUGGUAAUCCAAGUUCUGGUGGACCAGGACCAGGAGUAACUGUAUGCGCCAAUAAUCCCAUAGGUGUUGUCAAGCCGCAACAGAAAGGAGUGGGGACGAAUAUGACCGCCAUGCAAGCAGCUGCUGCCAGUAGAUUCACCGGAACCGCCGGUCCGAUCGGCACCCCAAACGUCGUCGGUGGUCAAGAGGGUGGAACAGCGACGCAACAGGCGCAGCCAUCCGCGCCGAGUCCGGCUCAACCUCAAUCUGGAGCGCCGACCGGAGGACAGCCCGGUCCACAACAAGCUACUCAAGGGCAGAUGACUGGCACUGGUGCUCCGACAGGACCUACGAAAUCCACGCCUGAUCCCGAAAAAUGCAGACUUAUUCAGCAACAAUUGGUAUUACUUUUACACGCUCAUAAGUGUCAACGGCGCGAGAACGCGCAAGCGAACGGCGAGAUACGACAAUGCAACUUACCAGACUGUAAAACAAUGAAAAAUGUUUUGAAUCACAUGACGAGCUGUCAAGCCGGCAAAAAUUGUACUGUUGCACACUGUAGCAUGUCCAGGCAGAUCAUUAGCCAUUGGAAGCAUUGUAAUCGAGGCGAUUGUCCGGUCUGCUUGCCGAUAAAACAAGCGAACAAAAACAGGACUAACUCUGUACAAGUUUCUGCAAUUCAACCAAAUAAUCAGCCAAAUCCAAGUCCAUCUGAGAUGAGAAGGGCUUAUGAUGCUUUAGGUAUUCAGUGUCCGACAACAACACCGGGACUCCUGCCCGGCCAAGGCGUUGGCAGAGGCGUUAGAAUGCCAGCGCCUGGCAUGGCAGGUCCCCCAGGGACGCUGGGCAAUGUUAGAUUACCGCAACCUCAAACACAAACUGCGUCUGGACAGUCCGUAGUCGGUGCUGGGCAACAAGUAGUCGCUCCAAACGUAUCUCUUCCUUUAAAUUCCGAUCCUAGUACGGUCGGGGUAGCCGGCAAUCAGACGGCACCGACGACCGGAUCCACGUCCGCCGCGGCGGCCGCCGCCGCUAAUAUACAGCAGUCCGUCAAUAUGCAAACGUUAUUCGGAUUAAACGAAUCUGGACAACCGAGCGUGAUAGGCGCGGAGAAUAGAUUAGCGAAUUUGCAGCUUCCACCUGGUUGUGUUCCGCCUGGUCAGGUGACGGCUCAGCCAGUGCAAGGAACAAAGGAGUGGCAUCUGUCCGUUACUCCGGAUCUCAGGAAUCACCUCGUUCAUAAAUUGGUCCAAGCGAUAUUCCCAACUCCCGAUCCGCAAGCCAUGCUCGAUAAAAGAAUGCACAACUUGGUUGCAUACGCGAGAAAAGUGGAGGGUGAUAUGUAUGAAAUGGCUAAUUCGCGUUCGGAAUAUUAUCAUUUAUUAGCCGAAAAGAUUUAUAAGAUUCAGAAGGAACUCGAUGAGAAACGACAAAAACGGAAGGAACAGCAACAAUUGCAACAAGCGCAACAGCAGCAGCAACAACCACAACCGCCACAACCAGCAGGCACAUCCGGUCCUGGAUUAAGGCCAUGCGCACCUCCCAAUGUUGGAGCUGUUUUACCAGGGUCAUCGAAACCCGUCGGAACAGUACCACCUACUCUACGGAGUCAUUCGCCAAGUAUGGGUCAACUCGGAACGAUACCAGCGAUGGCCAUUCAACAACACAGCAGAAUGCAGUUUCCUCAGCAACAACAAGCUCAGCAGCAGCAGCAAGCUCAACAGCAGCAACAGCAGCAGCAGCAAGUUCAAGCUCAGCAGCAGAUACAACAGCAGCAGCAGCAACAACAACAGCAAGGCAUCUUAGUGGGUCCUCCCGGUCCCAGUCCGAAUGGACAGUCUACAUCCAACACUAAUAUGGUACCGAAUCCCGGCCUCAGCCCAUUCGGACAGCCUCAGAUGUCUCAGGCUAAUCUCACGACCACCACCGCGUCCAACAAUGCGAUGACUAGUCAAUUCUCGACGUCCAACGGUACGGCCACCGGUUUACCCAACACCUCUCCCAUCCAAAAUCAGCAUCAAUUCCCCGACCUGAUGAAGGUCCGAUUGGCACAAGCUCAGGUUCAGGCUGCGCAACAGCAACAACAGCAACAGCAGCAGCAGCAACAACAACAGCAGCAACAACAACAACAACAACAACAAUCGCAGAAUCAGCAGUCGCAACCAGCGAGCACUCCGAGUCAGGUCGGCACUCCGGUAUCGUCGAUCCCGCAAGCACCGUCGCCGUUCAGCGGCAUGCAGCAACCAAGCGCGCAACAGCAGCAGCAACAACAGCCGCCGAAUCAGCAGUUCCCCACGCGACCAUUGUCAGCCUCGACGCCCAAUGACAACGGCAUUGCCGCGUCGACGCCGCAAACGAUACCGCCGCCUGCGUCAAGCGGACCGAGUCCAACGGGCAGUGUAUCCGCGACGACGACGGGAACGACGAACGGACCUCAGUCGACCACCUCCACGCCGAACACGCCGCUCGUACCAUCGCUAAUGACACCGAAUCAGACGGUAUCGUCCGCGUCCAACCAAACGCCGCCGCAUUCGGGCCACCCGUCCCCGGCCGGUCUCGCGAGUCUCGGCAAAGGUAUGACCUCGCAAGAACGGGCGGCGUUGAAUACUCCGCGCAACACAUCCAUGUCCUCGCAGAUGGCCGCCAUCACGGCGGCAUUGGAUCGUGAUAACUCUCCGAGUCCACCGAUGAGCAACAACAAGGGCAAAUUGGACUCCAUUAAAGAGGAGGUCACCAUAAAAAUGGAGAUCAAGCAGGAGCCGGAGGAGCCGCAGAAUCAUCGAAUGGACGGCGGUAAGAGCGUGAAUAACGAGAUCAUCAUUAAGACCGAGCCGAAGACCGAGCCGAUGGAGGAAGGUUCGAAUGAGGCGAUCGUGAAGGAAGAGCCUGCUAGCAUCAAGGAGGAGAGUAUGACGCCGGUGUCCAGUCAAGACGCGUCCGCGUCCGAUAUCAAGCCGAUGGUGCCAGAACCGAUACAGCCGAGCGGCACGUCCACCGACAAGAAGAAGUGCUUGUUCAAACCGGACGAAUUGCGUCAGGCGUUGAUGCCGACGUUGGAGAAGCUAUACCGACAGGAUCCCGAGUCCAUACCGUUUCGGCAACCCGUGGAUCCCCAAGCGCUGGGUAUACCGGAUUAUCCGACCAUCGUGAAGAAGCCGAUGGAUCUGUCGACGAUCAAGAAGAAACUCGACACGGAAAAGUACAGCGAUCCGUGGGAGUACGUUGACGACGUGUGGAUGAUGUUCGACAACGCUUGGCUCUACAACCGCAAGACUUCUCGAGUCUACAGAUACUGCACCAAGCUUUCGGAAGUGUUCGAGCAAGAGAUAGAUCCUGUAAUGCAGGCUUUGGGAUAUUGUUGCGGCAGGAAGUACACGUUCAAUCCGCAGGUGCUCUGCUGUUACGGCAAGCAGCUUUGCACGAUACCCAGGGAUGCGAAAUAUUAUUCGUACCAGAACAGAUACACCUUCUGUCAGAAAUGUUUCAACGACAUUCCUGGUGACACAGUGACGUUGGGAGAUGAUCCAACACAGCCUCAAACUGCCAUCAAAAAGGAACAGUUCCAAGAGAUGAAGAAUGACCAUUUAGAAUUGGAACCUUUUGUAACCUGUACAGACUGUGGUAGGAGAGUGCACCAAAUUUGUGUGCUCCAUAUGGAAACCAUCUGGCCCUUAGGAUUUACCUGUGAUAAUUGUUUGAAGAAAAAGGGACAGAAACGCAAAGAGAAUAAAUUUAACGCCAAACGAUUGCCCGUGACGAAGCUCGGCACAUAUAUCGAGACGCGCGUGAAUAAUUUCCUAAAGAAAAAGGAAGCGGGCGCCGGUGAGGUAGCUAUUAGAGUGGUCGCGUCCAGCGACAAAGUGGUCGAGGUUAAACCCGGCAUGCGAAGUAGAUUUGUUGAGAACGGCGACAUGCCCGGCGAAUUUCCUUAUCGCGCGAAAGCGUUGUUUGCAUUUGAGGAGGUCGACGGCACCGACGUCUGUUUUUUCGGCAUGCAUGUGCAAGAAUACGGAAGCGAGUGCACACCGCCGAACACCAGACGGGUUUACAUCGCAUAUUUGGACUCGGUCCACUUCUUCCGGCCUAGACAAUUCCGAACGGCUGUGUAUCAUGAGAUUCUUCUCGGAUAUCUCGAUUAUGCGAAGCAACUUGGAUAUACGAUGGCUCACAUUUGGGCGUGUCCACCUUCCGAAGGUGACGAUUAUAUCUUCCACUGCCAUCCCGCAGAACAAAAAAUACCAAAGCCUAAACGAUUGCAGGAAUGGUAUAAGAAGAUGCUGGACAAGGGAAUGGUUGAGAGAAUCGUUCUCGACUAUAAGGAUAUCUUAAAACAAGCUAUGGAAGAUAGGCUUUCGUCUGCGGCGGACUUGCCAUAUUUUGAAGGCGAUUUCUGGCCCAACGUUCUGGAGGAAAGUAUUAAAGAAUUAGAUCAGGAAGAGGAAGAGAAGCGCAAACAAGCUGAAGCAGCAGAAGCCGCUGCUGCAGCAGCAAAUGCGAUUUUUUCGCUCUCCGAGGAUUCGGAAACUCCAGACGGUAAAAAGAAAGGUCAGAAGAAGGCGAAGAAAUCCAACAAGUCCAAAGCGAAUCAAAGGAAGAAUAGCAAGAAAUCGAAUACUCCUCAAACCGGCAACGAUCUGUCUGCCAAAAUCUUUGCGACUAUGGAAAAGCACAAAGAAGUAUUUUUCGUCAUCAGGCUACAUAGCGCGCAAAGUGCAGCCAGUUUAGCGCCGAUCCAAGACCCCGAUCCUGUUAUCAAUUGUGAUCUCAUGGAUGGCCGUGACGCUUUCCUGACGAUGGCUAGAGAAAGGCAUUACGAGUUUUCAUCACUUAGAAGGGCGAAAUUCAGUUCCAUGUCCAUGCUUUAUGAAUUACACAAUCAAGGCCAAGACAAGUUUGUUUACACUUGCAAUAACUGCAAAAGCCAUGUGGAGACCAGAUACCAUUGUACAGUUUGUGAUGAUUUCGAUUUAUGUGUAAGUUGUAAAGAUAAAGAUGGUCAUCCGCAUCCUAUGGAGAAACUUGGCUUUGAUUUGGAUGAUGGUUCGUCACCGGCUGACGCCAAACAAACGAAUCCACAGGAGGCCCGAAAACUGUCGAUACAGAGAUGCAUUCAAUCGUUGGUGCAUGCAUGUCAAUGCAGAGACGCGAAUUGUCGUCUGCCUAGCUGUCAGAAGAUGAAGCGAGUGGUGAUGCAUACGAAGAACUGUAAGAGAAAGACCAAUGGUGGCUGCCCGAUAUGUAAACAAUUGAUUGCUCUCUGCUGCUAUCACGCGAAACACUGCCAAGAGACCAAGUGUCUUGUUCCGUUCUGCUCCAACAUCAAACAUAAGAUAAAACAGCAGCAAUUGCAACAACGACUGCAGCAGGCACAACUACUCAGGAGGCGAAUGGCUGUGAUGAACACGAGGCCGACCGGACCUGUGGCCGCAAUGCAGGCCGGCCAACAAACCUCGAAUGUCGCCAUGGCGACCGGAGUUGCCAUGAAACCGGGCGUCAGUACCUCGAAUCUACCGUCGCCGCAUCAACCGGGUAUUGGGUUGAAGCCCGGUACGCAAACGCCUCCCGCUCAUGUGUUGCAGGUUGUAAAGCAGGUUCAGGAAGAGGCAGCGAGGCAGCAAGCGCCGCACGUUGGCUACGGCAAAGUGACGCCGGGCGCCGGAGUCGGCGUGGGCGUCGGUGUCGGUCAAACCGGCGGCGUUAUGCCACCACCGCAGAUGCAACGACCAUUACCGGUGCAGAUGCCGAAUCCUGGUGGGACGCAUCUCAUUCCGAUGGAUCAGUGGACACCGAGCAGGUACCAGCCGAACGCGGUGAUGCAACAAAAUCCGAACUUAGCGCGGCAGCAAACGCCGCAACAAUUGAUGCAACAACAGCAGCAGCAUCAGGCUCAACCAGGAAUGGGAAUGAGUGCGCAAAUGCCGCGACAGCCAGGCGUGAUUGGGCCGGUUGGACAGGUCGGGCCGCAACCCAAUAUGCAGAAGCACGCUCUUCAGCAGCUGAUGCAGACCCUCAGGAGUCCACAGUCUACUGAACAGCAGGCGCAAAUACUUCAAAUACUCAAGAGCAAUCCGCCGUUGAUGGCUGCGUUUAUUAAGCAACGGGCACUUGUCCAUCAGCAACAACCUGGUCAGCAUGGCGGGGGAGUCGGCGGUCCAUUGGGUCCUAAUCAACCCCAACAACAACAACAACCUGGUUUGCAGCAUAUGAUGUCCCAACAGCAACAGCCGCAGCAGCAGCAGCAGCAACAGCAACCGCAGCAGCAGGGCAGAUUGCAGAUACAGACGAUGCUGACGCCGCAGGCGCAGCAGCAGCAGCAGCCGGUGCAGCAACAGACGCAAUGGUACAAGCAGCAGAUGCUGGUGCAGCAGAUGCAGAGGCAACAACAGGCCCAACAGCAACAGCAGCAGCAGGCAGCAGCAGCAACACAGCAGCAGCAGCAGCAGCAGCAGCAGCAGCAGCAGCAGCAGCAGCAGCAACAGCAGCAGCAGCAGCAGCAGCCAUUCACUCAACCGCCGGCGCCGCCGUAUGGUCAACAACGACCGAUACGGCCGUCGCUUCUCGGUUAUGGCGGUUUCAACGAGCAAGGCUAUGGUCAGCCGGGUCUGAAACCCACGCCACCGCCUGUACCCUCGCCGCAAGGCGUCAUGGGCCCACCUGGGAUCUCGGUGCAGCAACAACUGAUGCAAUCGGUCCGUUCGCCGCCGCCCAUCCGUUCUCCACAGCCCAACCCCUCACCGCGGCCUGUUCCCUCUCCUCGUAAUCAGCCGGUACCGUCGCCGCGGUCGGGUCCGGUGCCGUCGCCGCACCACCAUCCGCCCCACGGCACACCCACACAUUCGCCGGCACACGAGCUCGGUGGCGGUCCUAGCGAGAUGAUGCUCUCGCAACUAAGCGGUGGUGCUGGUGCACCCACUGGCCAUCCCGCGGCCAUGCCCCACCAUCCCUCGCCAGCGCCGGCGCCCACGAACGGUGGUGCGGACGCUAACGAGGUGACGCCGAUGACGCCACAGGAUCAACUCUCCAAAUUCGUCGAGGGGUUGUAGUGACUGUUACGGACGAUCACAUCGGUCGAUGGUUAUGUAAGUGAUUUCCUUAAAGGAGAAAACGACGGCGGCGCUCGGACGACUGCGUUCGUCCGUGUCGCGUGAUUUAUAAAUAAUAUACGCGGAAACACGCAUUCGCGAGAAACAAGGCCGUUAGAUAAUUAAUCCUGAAGCUCUUUCGCGCGCGCGUGCGCGCGCGCGCACACAGAUAGAGACUGAAUGAGAGAGCCUGACAGAGCGUUCUGCCGAAUCUUUCUAUUCAACGAUCGAGUUUCGGGACUGCCCUCCCCCCUCCCCCCCAGGACCCCGGGAGGAAGAAUCCCCAAUUUUAUGAUCUUUGACGCUUUGGGUCUCGCGCGCGCGCGCGCGCGCGUUUCUUCUUUUUCGAUCUUUUGCAUCACGUGAGACGUCGAAAGAAGAGAGAGAAGCAACGCGACGUUGGUGCUUUUUGAUGCUACUCUGUUCGGCUCAAAUAGACUCAAAAUUAAGUGUUUUCGUCCGUGAUCGAUAGAGAGAGAGAGAGAGAGAGAGAGAGUGAGAGAAAGCAAAAUCGAUAAAACGAGGAUGGGCGAACGAAAGACUAAAAGCUAAAUUAUUCAGAGACUAUUAUUACGUACCCCCUUGCCCCUUCUGCCCUUUUUCCUCCCCGCCCGCCCGCUCGUACCCUCCAGAAACCUCUCGACAUUACCACUCGCUCUUGCUGCUGCUCGCGCAGGGUGAGUGAAAUCGUACAAAUAUACAUAUAUAUAUACAUAUAUAUAUGUUGUGUAUACUUAACGUUAAUUAUUAGUUAAAAUAUUAUUAGCUCGUAAUUAGUAUCGUAAUUAUAUGCAAUUAUUAUAUAUCGAUAUAUUAUAAUAUUGUCGUAUCGAGAAAAUGCAAAGUAUAUAUGAUAAAAAGAAGAACUUGUAUGAAAGAUAAACGAUGUAGGUAGGAAGAAUCCAACACAGUAGCGUUGUAUGUAUGGGAAGAGAAAGAAAGAAAUGGUAAUCUAGUUCGUACAUUAAUAUAUUCGUUUUAUGGAGAAAAUUUGUUAUAUCGAGAAGAGUAUUCCUGGAAGCGCCGCCCAAGAGGUUGUAUCUUAGCGCCAUGAAAUUUUAUGGAUUUGCAUUGAACGGGACUACACAUUUUCCGAGUGCUAACCGAGUCGACUGCUGACUUGAAUGACGGCGAUUCUUCAGAUAGAGGUAUCUACUAGUGUCUCGUUUGAAAGAAUCGCAUGUGAUGAAUUAACGUUGCAACCAAAAAGAAAAGAAAAAGAAAGAAAUAGAAAUUCACCACAGGCUGCUAGUGUGCGCGAAAGGAUUUAUAUGAAAAUUACCAUGUUAAUUUUUUGAUGAUGAAAGAACUUUUUUCCAGUUGAGGGUCCACCUGCGUGUGUACAGUUCAAUCAAAAUGUAACUAUGAGAAUGCGUAUUCGAUAUUGGGCCCUCGCGUGAAAACUUCUGUAAAUAUUAGAUUAAUAUUAUGAUAAUAAUGACGAUUAUAUUAAUUUACCUGCCCAUU